AAACAAAACAUUGAGGCCCUCAUCAAUUUGCCUAGGGAAAUGAGGCCAGUAGGGGGCCUGAAGACAUGUGUUCCCUACCACAGCAUAUGACACGAAGCUGCGCACAGCUCAUGAACAUCAAACAUAUUUUGUGUUCAGUCACUCUGGACUAAAACCAAAAUUCCCUAUUAAAAGAACCUAUAUAGUAUUAACUAGAACACUAAAUAACAUAGUGAAGUUCAUGUAGGAUGAGACCCUAGACAGGAUUCCUGGGCUUUUAUCCCUCCAAAAUGCACUUACUAAGAAUAUUUAUCUUAUUGAGCACAUAUAUUGUUCUGUAUCUGUCUAUUCUCACUCAUACUUUCACCAGGCCUACCUUAAGAACCUUGCUACCAUCAAAUCUCUCACUGUCUUCUUCCACAGGUCACUCCCCAAUACCCUCUAUCCAACAGCCCUGCCUUCGACUUCCUUCACUCCUGCAUUCUCUUUGGGGAACCCAAAUUUCCGAAGUGAGACCUACUUCAAGGGUGGAAGGGCUUGAUUUUCCAACUUUCUAACAGAUCCCAGGAAAGGAUAGCCGAAAUUUGUGUUUAAUGAAAUUGUCAGCCAUAUAUCCCACAGCUUAAAAAUAACAAUAUUAAAUUUUUAUAGCAGAUUACAGUUUUAAAAUAACUGACAUUCUCAUCUUAUUUAAUCCUUUUAAGAAUCCAGUGUGAUGGAUAAAAUGUUUAUUGCUAUCAUACCCAUUUAUAGAUAAGGCCCCAAAUUUGGGGCAGAGCUCAGUGGUGAGUACAGAUCAAAACCCAGUUUUUGUUAAAUCUCAGCCAAGUUGCCUCAGAGAGUUACUUUAGCGAUUUCCUUGUUGUAACUGUUUUCUAAGAAGUUGACACACUCGAAUGUAAAAUUCUGAAAAGUGUACUCUACUGCCACUAUGAUCUUUUACAGUCAGAAAUAAGUCCUGAAAUCCUAGAAAGGCUACAGUCAGAGGGUGCCAGGGUUCAGUAAUGGGACAGAAUAGCAGACUGUAUUCAUCAGCAGGCAGGAACUGAGUAGAGAAAAUCAAGUCUUCCUGCCAUGUUGUUCUCAACCUUUGUUUGACUGGAGCCAUUUUUAUUGGGAAAUUCACAGAGACAGUAAACUUAGCAUUAGCUAAGAUCUUUAAGAGCCAUGAUAGAGUGUGAUGCUAGCUGAAAUCCUAGUUUCUCUCUUAAAACGUACAAAAAUAAAUGAAUAAGUAAAGGAGGGAGCAGUCACUCACACUGAAAUAUAGAAUUAAGGCAAAAGAGGCCGGGCAGUUCCCCAGUACCUGAAAAUGGACCCAAAGACGAGCACAGAAGGUUUUCCCUUCUGCUGUUGCUCCCAUAGUUAGCAUUCAUCUGCACAGUGAACAAGAAAAUGAUUGGGUUUGGUUUAGACACCUGUUCUGAGAGCAAACUACUUAUCUGUCAGUUCAACCCCUUACUUUGCCCCACCUGUCUUUCCUCAUCUCGCCCCACAUGCUUUCCCCCUUUUCCCCAUGAUGAUGGAAGUAUGUGCUGCCUUGUAGGGUCGGUCUGUAGACAAGUCCUUUUUCCUACUUGAUGGCAUUUAUUGAGAUUAGCUAAGGCCAGAGUUAUCACAUUUCUACGUCUCCUAAAGGACACUGUAAAUUGUUUGAGCUUCUUCUACUCAGACUGCAUAAAGCAAAGUUGAAAGACCUGUUUUUCCUUCCCUGAUCAUUUUGAAUUUUUUUGAAUUGCAUUUGUAAAAGCAGAGUGGCAGAGUGUGUGUGUGUGUGUGUGUGUGUGUGUGUGUGUGUGUGUGUUUACACAUCCAUACUUGAACUGAUGGAGAGGAAAGUUCAGGAAAAAUAAAUAAAUAAACUCCCUCCAUAGUUUGCAUAUUUUUUCUAAAAGAUAGAUCACAGAUGAGGGUCAAUAGGGUAUAAAACAAUUCCAAAAUAUCUGAAUGAGAAGAUUUUCAUCAAACUUUUUGUUUUGUAAGAAUCUAUUAAUAAACUCAAAAUGAAAGAAAAUGACAAAGGAUAUAUGUUUCUAAGUUUCCAUUUUUUAAAAGUACAUCCUCUAGAAUUAUUAGAAAUAUUUAAUGUUAUAAAUGCCUUAUUUUACAAAUCAUAUAUAAUAAGUACUUAUCUGCCUAGUUACUGGAGCACCCAUAGUAUACAAGAAUUUUACAUAGCCCUCAGAACACCAAAAGUUCUUCAACAUACCAGGUUCUAAAUCAACUAUGUCUUUGACACUUUUCUUGGUUGUAUACAUUAGUAUAGGGGUUAUCAAUUCUUUCAUAGCUCAAACCACACAGCAAAGUCUUUUUAUUUUUUUUUGAAGGAGCCAAUCCAAUGGCUAGUCUUUAUCAGCUGCAGGGGAUCAGUGGACCAGCUGGUGGGGCAGCUUGUAAUAGUUUCCACAGUCAAGAUGGGUCUCACCUUUGUCCAGCCAAAACCAGAUGAUAGCACUGCUAUGCUCUUCGCAGAAGCUGCCCACUGCUGGUGAAGGAGGGGGGCUAACUUAAGGUCCUCCUUGGUGCCUGAAGCUGCCUUUGGGGCUAGUAUAUUGUAUGGGUCCAGUCCCUUCCUUGCAGCCAUCAUGAUCUCGCUCUCCAAUUCAAUCACCUGCUCGUUAUCAGUAAGAACAUCAUCUCCAGAUGCCUCGGAGUGCACUUCAACCACCCCUCUGGGACCCUAGGCCCUUAGAGCCUGCGCAGCCAGCACCCCAGCUCCUCAAAGUAACCUUGAAGCUAUCACACCCUCAACAAGUAGCAGUACUUCUAGGAACAGCAGUCUUUUUGACCCAAUUAGGAGUCCAUUGUUCAUUGGGGCAAGCUGUUUUAACUUUGUUAGUUAUCAUUAUGUUGGGUUGAUUCACAAUGCCUGAAAAAGAACUUGGUUAUUUUGAAAGUCUACUUUAAAAUGUCCUGUCUGUAGCAUGUUAAUUACUGAUACUAACAUGUGUAAGGACCCUCACAAGUUACCUGUAUGGGUCUUCUCUGUUCCAUGAUUCCUCUGAUCACAGAAACAACCCCAUCCUUUCCCCACCCUCAAUGACCCAAACUUCUGGCUGCAGAUUCCAUAUUGAGGUGAAUGAUGUCCACUGAGUAGUGAAAAAUUGUAGGUUUAGAGGCAGGCUCUUCUAAAGCAACCAUCUGCAAAACAAAAGAGAUCUCAGCCUAUGAAAUGCUAGCUAUGAAAUGUAACAAAACCUCCUUUCAGAUAAUUCACAUGGUAGAGAGGCUUUAGUCCAAUAAGUACUAGCCUCAUGUCAAUUUGUUCCAAUCUCUUGAACCUGCAAUUGAGCCAAAAAUUUCCUGAGCCAAGCUUUCUCGCAAGAUUUCCUGUACUUCCUGUUUCUACGUGAGCCAGAAAUACCAUGAGAACGACCUUUCUUGUGGUAUUUUUGCACUUCUACUCUGGGUUGAAAAUAAUCCCAUAUUGGGGGAAAUUUUAUUUAAUUAUACAAAUAUUUUCAAUUUUCAAACCUUCAAAUGAAGUGGGUUCCUCUUUGGGAAUGAAAAUCUGAAAUGGUGAUUGCUUGGCCCUGACUCAUCUCCACUAGGAAGUAUUCGUGCUCAGUGAUCCAACAUUUUGUAAUUUUUCUAAGAUAUUUUUACAAGGAACUAGGUAAAACAAUACAGAGGGUACAAUGGAAAUUUAUAUCCUUGGAUUUUUUUAAAAAGUGAUUCUUGAAGAAAUGAACAAUGAAGUGUUGUAUUCUUAGUAUAUUAGUGUAUGUGAUAUAUUAUAUCAUAUAUUUGUUUUCUUUGUUCUUAACCCCUUUGUUCCAAGGGUCAGGAUAUCCUGAUGCUAAGUACUAUUGCAAAAUAACUGAACAAAAAUAAAAAUAGUCAAAUACUUAGGAAACUCUUCAGUUGUUAUGUCAAGGAAGUUUGUGAGUGAGGAGUGAGUUUAAGACAUUAUUCAGGAAAUAUGAUAAUAAAGCGAAAGAGUCUGCAUGUGCUUAUUAAAUAAAAUCAUCUCAAUCCUAGAGAGCCUUGAUGCCCCCAGCCUGAUGGAAGGGUCAGAGAAGGACUGGACAGGCUGUCAAAGUGGUGCAAGUGUCAAACUGAUACUUGAAUCCUUUCAUCUCAUACCAGAGAGGGAAAUAAGGAAGGGCAUAUCUUUCUAAUCAAGUAGACCAUUGAUUAUUUCCUAAUUGUGUUGUAUGAAUAUCUGGUUGUUAUAGAAAGAGCUGCUUGAUCAAUAUUUCAAUAACAAAAUUCACCAAAAGCAGUGUCUUCAAUGUCUUUAUUAUUGUUUUAUACCCUCUUGACCCUCCUUCACCUGUUAGAAAAGAGAACAGGUUUGCUAGUAUACUUUUCAAUCUAGAAAAAAAGAAAAGUCACUUAAUCCAGUAUGGAAAACUAAAGUUAUUAACCAUAGGUUUAGAGAAAUAAUAAUAACAAUAAAAUUACAGUUGUCUUUGCUGGUUUCAACUUUAAAAAAAAAAAAUGAGAUGGGAGCAAUGAAAAUAAAACAUACUCUACAGUGAUCUCCUCUUCCCCAAGUUUCCUCCUCUCUCCCAUGAAGAAAUAUCAAAAAAAUUGUGUGAUAAACCAGCCUCGAAAGGAAUGUAGGGCAGAAGCAGCAGAUUAUACAUCAGCAAAAUGGCAUGCCAAGCAAAAUAAAGCACUUCACAACGUGGAGACGUGAGGAGGAGAGGAAGAUGGGAUUGCUACAAUGUCCUCCAAGAAAACAGAGGCUAUGCACCUGAGUGUACAAGUUCAAAUUGUUCCUACAAACCCAAUACAAAACCACCCCACUUUCGUUUCUGUCCAGGGCCUUUCACAUAAGCUACAGGGGGCAUCGCCUUUUGUUGAAUUGGUUCUUACUUUCAGAAUUGGCACCUCCAUCUCUGAGACAAGGAACAAGCGGCAUGGCCCACAGUUGAGGUUGCCCUCAAUUCAACCACUCUCAGGUCGGGGACACAGUAGUCAGUGGCCCACAUAAUAAGUCAACAGUGUUCUCCCUGCAGAAGGUGAAUCGUUAACACUCUUUUCUUUCUUUCAUUGCCAUUUAUGCCCCCUGUGAACAUCUUUUAAAAUUAUUGUUCCUUUGAAAAUGGGUUUUGAAUGGCCCUGAGCCACAUGUCCAGGCUAUGCAGGCCACUGCCAUAUGCAUGAGGAUGUUGAUGCUUCCCUAAUUCGCAUCUUUCGGAGUUAGCUGUGGAAUGCGAUGCAAUGUUAUUUCCCUUCCAGCUGAAGGGCAGCUGAGGUUACGAAGGGAUUUGACUAACAGGUCAUAACCCAGUUAGGUUUGCUGAGAACCAAGUGACACAGGAGGGAGGGAUCAAAUGGAGGCACUGAGGAUCCACCAAGCCCAUCCCACCACUGGUCUUGGUGACUGGGCCACGUGGCCCCUAGCCCCCCCCCAGACCUUCCAGAGAGAAGCAGCUGAAGAUUGGUUCUGCAGACGCUCAGUUUCCCCUGGUUUGUGUUUGUUUGUUUGUUUGUUUGUUUGUUUUAGAACUCCUUGGUACUUGCAGGGCUUGAGCCUGCACCACAGGGGUGACUCCUCACCUGACACCUCCAGAUAACUGGCCUGCGGCAAGGCGGGAAUCCUUGUGUGAGGUUAGCAAAGGGGAAGCCCCGCUCCUUUGCCUGAAGUCCUUAAGACCUAAGCCAUUUGACAAACUUUGACAAGCACCAAAAGAGAAUUCAGAACAAAUAAAUCAGAAGAAAGAAGAGGAAAAGCAAAUGCUAGAACUUAGAUGGGUUUUUUUUUUUUUUUUUUCCUCUCGCUGUGGUUCCAGCUGUAGCCUGGGAUUAAUUAAGUGCUGUGAACUCAGUGCCAGAAAGAGGAGGGGAAAAAAAUGCAUUCUAUCUCUAAGGAAGGAGUACAGUAACAGUUUCUCACCAGUGAGAAACCUAGGGAAGUGGAUCGCUCUCGUCGGCAGUGUUUGUGGAGGGCCUGGAGAGACAGGGAGGCUGUGCCAGGCUGGAGGAGGCUCGUCUUUCUGAAGCUGGAGAGGAUCUUACGGGGGUUCGCCUCUCCCUGCCUGGGAAGAAUUUCCCCUGUGGUAGCAGCAGCAGCUGCAGCAGCAGCAACAGCAGAAGCAGAAACAGCAGCAGCAGGAGCAGCAGCAGCAGCAGCACCACUACCUCCUCUUCUGGGGCACAAGGCAGAAUGCCUGUGCUAGAGCGCUAUUUCCACCCAGCAGAGCUAGGCAGGAGGUGGAAAGGCCCAGAAGGUGUGCUGCCCUCCUCCCCGGGAAGCCGGCCGGGGUGCCAGCAGGGGCCGCUGCCCUGGGACUUGCCAGAGAUGAUCAGGAUGGUAAAGCUGGUUUGGAAAUCCAAAAGUGAGCUGCAGGCGACCAAACAGAGAGGCAUUCUGGAAAAUGAAGAUGCUCUCCGCAGCUUUCCAGGAGAUGUACGACUAAGGGGUCAGUCGGGGUUUCCUGCUGAACGCCGCGGCUCCUACCCAUUCAUUGACUUCCGCCUACUUAACAAUACAACAUACUCAGGGGAGAUUGGCACCAAGAAAAAGGUGAAAAGACUAUUAAGCUUUCAAAGAUACUUCCAUGCAUCGAGGCUGCUUCGUGGAAUUAUACCACAAGCCCCUCUCCACCUGCUGGAUGAAGACUACCUUGGACAAGCAAGGCAUAUGCUCUCCAAAGUGGGAAUGUGGGAUUUUGACAUUUUCUUGUUUGAUCGCUUGACAAAUGGAAACAGCCUGGUAACACUGCUGUGCCACCUCUUCAAUACACAUGGACUUAUUCACCAUUUCAAGUUAGAUAUGGUGACCUUACACAGAUUUUUAGUCAUGGUUCAAGAAGAUUACCACAGCCAAAACCCGUAUCACAAUGCUGUUCACGCAGCCGACGUCACCCAGGCCAUGCACUGCUACCUGAAAGAGCCCAAGCUCGCCAGCUUCCUCACGCCUCUGGACAUCAUGCUUGGAUUGCUGGCUGCAGCAGCUCACGAUGUGGACCACCCAGGGGUGAACCAGCCAUUUUUGAUAAAAACUAACCACCAUCUUGCCAACCUAUAUCAGAAUAUGUCUGUGCUGGAGAAUCACCACUGGCGUUCUACAAUUGGCAUGCUUCGAGAAUCAAGGCUUCUUGCUCACUUGCCAAAGGAAAUGACACAGGAUAUUGAACAGCAGCUGGGCUCCUUGAUCUUGGCAACAGACAUCAACAGGCAGAAUGAAUUUUUGACCAGAUUGAAAGCUCACCUCCACAAUAAAGACUUAAGACUGGAGGAUGCACAGGACAGGCACUUUAUGCUUCAGAUCGCCUUGAAGUGUGCCGACAUUUGCAAUCCUUGUAGAAUCUGGGAGAUGAGCAAGCAGUGGAGUGAAAGGGUCUGUGAAGAGUUCUACAGGCAAGGUGAACUUGAACAGAAAUUUGAACUGGAAAUCAGUCCUCUUUGUAAUCAACAGAAAGAUUCCAUCCCUAGUAUACAAAUUGGUUUCAUGAGCUACAUCGUGGAGCCGCUCUUCCGGGAAUGGGCCCAUUUCACGGGAAACAGCGCGCUGUCGGAGAACAUGCUGGGCCACCUCGCGCACAACAAGGACCAAUGGAAGAGCUUGUUGCCCAGGCCGCACAGAAGCAGGGACAGCAGUGGCAGCGGGCCCGACCACGACCACGGAGGCCAAGGGACUGAGAGCGAGGAGCGGACGGCGCGGGAAGGCGACAGCUCCUAGGGCCGGCCCAGCUCAGACACGGACACCACGUUCUCCAGCGCGGGGUGGGGUCCGGGGGAACCCUUGCCCAGCGGCCCAUCCACUCUCUGGGUGUUGUCCUGGGGCUCUUUGGAACGCCACCUUCCUCCCACUUACCUGCCUCCCCUUCUUUUUGCAAGUGUACAGAAGCCAUUUUUCACCUCAGCAUUCGCUGCCAAAAUGAGCAACUCCAUUCAGUAACGUGGGGGGCUGAUCCCACGGGCAGGCUCGCCCUGCUCCAGGAGACCUGAUAGGAGGAAGAACGAGGUGCUCCCGCCUUGUCUGCCAGGGCCCCGGGUCCCACUGGACCAAGCAGCAGUUCUCGAGUCCGGAGUGUUUGCCAUCUGACUGCUGAUCUGCGUGACAGAACCACCAGCAUAUUUGCAACGCCAAGGAUAUUGAUCUUAAGUGCAAGAGUACAAAUAAGAGCGUGAGAGAAAGUACCUUCUAUUUUAAUAAUAAUUAUUAUAAAAAUAAUAAAUCUUUUUAACUUUUAUAUUUGAUGCACUAGACAAUGGAGCUGCAACUUGGACUAAGAUCAUUCAAUGUACCCAAACUUGAACAGGGGGUUCAUUGUUUUGCUAUUGACUUUAUUAUGCCACUUUGGGGCAGAGACUUGGCAUCUUCUCAGCUUAAGAAACCACGUUUCCUAUCCAAUCCGAAGGGAAGGUGCUGUACAGUUCAUUCCUUUGCACCAUUAGCCAAUCUGUCUUUUAUGGAUUCCAUGACAUGUUUAUAUUCACCCAUGUACAUUUUCUGUAAAUAUCAAACGCUACUGAUUCCCAUGCCAAAAUACAUGAGUAUUAUGGGAUUGCUACCUGUACAAACAAUGGCACUGUGAACAGAAUACUGUUAGUUUUAAUACAAGAGAAUGCAUUUGUAAAUAUGGUAUAGAGUUUAUUAAUAUACUAUUGUUUGCAGAUAAAGGCCUUAACUUUAAACAUCUUUCAUCUUCUGAAAGCUGCCCGACUUUAAUCCUCAUAGAUGUCUUUCUCAACUGCCUUCCCACGUCCAUCUGUAUGUUUUCCAGCUAAGGUCACAAACCAAAACUGAAUAAAGUCUUUGAGGAAACAUUUUGGAAACUUCACAUGCAUUCCGCUUGAGACCAUAGUGUUUAAUCUAUGGCACCAAGCAUCGUUUCCUCAGAUUAAUGAGACCCUUCAACAAGCCUGAAUCAGUCACUUUUCAACGCAGCGAUGUUUUAACAAGCCAGCUGCUAAGCUUGUGUUUAUGUGACUCCUGUUACAGAACAUGGCGGUGCAUCAGCCUCACAGGAGACAUAGCAGGUCUUGAAAACCUUCUAUGACCCUGCCAUCUAACCAUCAGGGAAUUCCCUGCUCCCAUGCCACACAUUUGUCUGUUAUGGCUACAGUACCAAAGUACUUUUGGUGUAUGGCUGGUGUGCGUUUCUUUAGUGUCAAGAGUAACUGGAUUUUUCUUUUUCCUCAAUCUCAUGUGAACAACUACCCAACUGUUUAGCUGAAGUUCAUAUUAUUUAAGUAAAGAAAAUAUUUCAGUUGUAUAACAGACUUUACCUUCCUGGCAGGUCAUUGUAGUUAAUUAUGUCUUUUAGCUAGGAGUAUCACCUUGGAAUUUCGUUGCCAUUUUUUCUGCAGACACUUGGCCGUAAAAUCAGUUUGUUACAGCAUUCUUCUCUAGGCUGCUAAACGCUGUGCAUUGAGCCUUUUCUUUAGAAGUUUCAGCAUAACUAAUGUUAGAUGAAAAUUGCUGAUGUCUCUUUCUUUUUACCUUAAACAGCGUGGUAGUGGGAGAAGGAUUGUUUCUGCCACUAUCAACCUAUUCCUCAAGCUGGUAGAAUGAAAGCUAGCGCUCAUUUCCUAAGUACAACUGUUUUGGGAGGUUUUCUCCUAACAAACAAGUAAAAUAUUGAUUGACCUGUAAUAAGUUCCUAUAGAGAGACUGAGGCUUGCAGAAUUAAGGUUUAGGGGAAAUUUUGGAAAGUUGGUUAUAUUUUCAUUAAAGUAGGAGAGAUUGUCAGAGGGUGCUAAAGAAAGUGUGAAGAUCUUAUGAAAUGGGUGGAUGGUAAGUUGAAAUUAUUGAUGUGGGUAAGAAGGGAGGUUGUGGAAAGCUAACAGUAACUUUGUAUUUUUUUUUCUGUAAAACUCUGAGCUGAUAUAUUUUUCUGUAUCACUUUAGUAUUAUGCAGCUCUCAGCUUGGUGAGGUCCCAGAAGAGAAUAUGUAAGAUGUAUUCCUAUUUCCGAGCCAGUCUUACUUUGGUUUGAUGGUGCAGAAAGGGCUUUUGAGUAGUCUAUUUUUAAUGUAUAUAAGGUCAAAUCAAGGAAGGCAAUUGCUGGGGACAAGAAAGGUAGGGUUAGGAAAGAAGACACCAUUUUAGCUAAUGGGGUUUCUGCCUUGGGUCUAAAAAAUGGCUUUGUUUAAAUUAUAUGAUCAUUUAGAUAAAUGAGAUUCCAGGUGUGCUUAGUAGUUCCAAGUUGAUAGGGCAAAAGUGGCUAUGUUACAAUUAGGUCUUGAAGCACUCACAGAGAAAAAACUGCCAAACAUCCAGUGGGUAAGCUUGUGAUGCAGCUACAAGUACAUAAAAAUCUGAAGUAAAAUGAGGCAUAAACUCAAUGCAGCUGCCUCCCUCAUUCCACUGUCUGCAGAGUUCUUGAGUUCCUCAUUUGUUGGUAAAAAGAAAAAGAAUAUGAAUGUAUUUUUUUCUUGCCUAUUAGUGGACCUCUUGCAAUAUUUCAAUAGGAGUCCAGUUACUAGUUAAAACACAGCUAUUGGAUCAUCCACAGAUUUUAUCUUUACAAUCUUGUUCUCCUUGUCCAUGGACCAUCGAUAGUUGGCUUGCCAAGUUUAAUACUUUCAUUGCUUGAGUAGAAAGGAAUCAAAGGGCUGUGUGUAGUAACCUGAUGGUAAAGUUAGGAUCAAAUUAAGACAUAGAGAGAGAAUAUAUAUCACGGCCAGGCCUGAUAGGCAAAACCUGCUCUUGCUUUUAAUAGCAGUGAUGAAUUGUCAGGACCUUAUUUAUGAAACGCUGAUCCCGUAACUCCCUGCUAGGCUGAGUAAAAACCAGGCUCUUUCUCCCUGCUUAUGACUUCCCACAAAGGGACUUGCGGCAUCCUGCAAACUUGUCUUCAAAUAGUGCUUUCUACAAAACUAGCAUUUGUUUUGUAAUCUUUUCUCAUGUUGAAUCAGAUCUGCUCACUGAUUUAGGUUUGGUUAUGAGCUUGUAUCUCACUGUAUUUCUCAUGCUUUGUUCUUUUAAACCCUUUAAAAACUGUGUCAUUUUGUAUACAUGUGUGAGGUUUGGGAAAAAAAAGAAAAAAAAAAACACCUUGUGAGUUUUGCUCAAAAUGUGGCCUAAAUAUCCAUUGGCAUGUCUAGAUGAACAAUUAAAAAUAAAGAUCAUUUCUUUAAAAUA
Molecule: messenger RNA, 11025 nt
Organism: Sapajus apella (tufted capuchin)
Lineage: Eukaryota; Metazoa; Chordata; Mammalia; Primates; Cebidae
Gene: PDE7B
Product: phosphodiesterase 7B
Exons: 12
Coding region: 6098-7615 (505 amino acids)
Molecular function (GO): 3',5'-cyclic-AMP phosphodiesterase activity
Source: RefSeq, a predicted model, not a curated record